This is a messenger RNA of Monoraphidium neglectum, 321 nucleotides long. RefSeq lists its product as hypothetical. NCBI's taxonomy places the organism in Eukaryota, Viridiplantae, Chlorophyta, Chlorophyceae, Sphaeropleales, Selenastraceae. The coding region runs from base 1 to 321 and encodes 106 amino acids. The transcript has a single exon. The record is from RefSeq and is a predicted model, not a curated record.
AUGGCACCAGGGCAAUCAGAUUCGUUCCUCGUCACAGCCAGUAGUGCGCCAGCUGCCCCUAGCGACGGAAGUUCUAAUCUGGACAGGCCGAGGGACCUGGCGGGAAGCUACGAGGACGCGUCUGCAGCCGCGGUGCUGACGGUUCGGACGUUCGAGGGGGACUUGUGCCACGCGGCCGUUGUUAUGUGUCUGGGACAUCGCGGCGGCGGCGGCGGGCCCAGCGCGGAUCUCGGGGUGUGCGGCGCAGACCUCUUCGCGCAGCGCAUUGCAGGGGGUCACAACCUGCUCUCGGCCGCUGUCGCCCCAAUUGCCGAGGUGUAA